AUGGGCGAUGCAAGUGCAGCCAAUCGCCAGAAUGGCUCCGCCAAUGGCAGCAGCAAAAAACAGAUCUUGAUCAAUGCUUUUGAUAUGUCCACAGUGGGACAUUUGUCUCCUGGGCAGUGGAAGAACCCCAAAGACAAGUCGGCAACCAAACGCAAACUCGAAUAUUGGAUCGAACUCGCCAAGUUGUUGGAGCGCGGUGGCAUUAAUGCAUUGUUUCUGGCGGAUACUACGGGAGGCCAUGAUACCUACGAGGGUAAACUGGAUGAGUGUAUUCGCCGAGCAGCUCAGUGGCCGGUCACGGACCCAACUAUUCCCAUCACUGCCAUGGCUGCUGUGACCAAGAACCUUGCCUUCGGCAUCACCGCUUCGACUUCCUUUGAGCAGCCUUUCCUACUCGCAAAGCGCUUUUCUACACUGGAUCACUUGACGAAUGGCCGUAUAGGCUGGAACAUUGUUACUUCAUACAAGAAGGCUGCCUUCAAAGCCAUUGGAAUUGAUAGUCCCAUUGAGCAUGACCAGCGAUAUGCCCAAGCAGAUGAGUAUCUGCGGGUCCUAUAUAAGCUUUGGAAUGGCUCCUGGGCCUCGGAUGCACUUUCGCCAGACCCCGAGACAGACUCAUACAUAAACCCCGACAAGGUUCGCGAGAUUAAUCACAAGGGAAAGUUUUACUCCCUGAGCACGCGCCACAUCGUCGACCCAUCGCCGCAGAGAACGCCAUUCUUGUUCCAAGCUGGUACGUCGCCAGCUGGCUCGGCCUUCGCUUCGACUCACGCCGAAGCAAUCUUUGUAUCUUCCCAUUCCCCAGAGGUGCUUCGCCCUAAAGUGCAGAAGAUUAGGGAGCUGGCUGCAGCAAACGGUCGGGAUCCGCAGUCAAUCAAGUUCUUUGGCACUUUUACGCCGAUCGUGGGACGAACCGACGAGGAAGCAUGGGAGAAAUACGAAGAGCUAAAGAAAUACGCGUCAGUCAUUGGUGGCUUGGUACUUUUCAGUGGCUGGACAGGCAUUGAUAUCUCAAAGAUCCCUCUGGAUCAGGAGAUCACGGAGGCGGAUUCGCUCGAAGCGGGCAAAGUGACUAGUCUUCUUGACUCGUUGCUCAAGACUAGCAAGGACGUCCCGAAGUGGACACCCCGUGUAGUCGCUGAGAAAGCUGCUAUCGGUGGUCUUGGACCAGUGGCCAUUGGUAGUCCGACUACCGUUGCGGAUGAGAUGGAGCGGUGGAUUCGGGAGGCUGAUCUGGAUGGUUUCAAUAUUGGCUAUGUGACCACGCCGGGCACUUUUGAGGAUCUGAUUGACCUUGUCAUUCCUGAGCUGAGAAAACGGGGUCUGUACCCGGAAUUGCCAUCUGAGACGGACGAGCCUCUCACUGCUCGUGAGAAGGUUUAUGGCAAGGGCCAGAAGGAGCUCCGGGAUGACCACGAGGGCAGUCGAUAUAACUAUGAUGUAUAUAAAGAGGAGCAGCCAUAUGUGGAAGGCUAG
Molecule: messenger RNA, 1476 nt
Organism: Penicillium cataractarum
Lineage: Eukaryota; Fungi; Ascomycota; Eurotiomycetes; Eurotiales; Aspergillaceae
Product: xenobiotic compound monooxygenase, DszA family
Exons: 4
Coding region: 1-1476 (491 amino acids)
Molecular function (GO): oxidoreductase activity, acting on paired donors, with incorporation or reduction of molecular oxygen; monooxygenase activity
Source: RefSeq, a predicted model, not a curated record